Molecule: messenger RNA, 210 nt
Organism: Podospora pseudocomata
Lineage: Eukaryota; Fungi; Ascomycota; Sordariomycetes; Sordariales; Podosporaceae
Exons: 3
Coding region: 1-210 (69 amino acids)
Cellular component (GO): endoplasmic reticulum
Source: RefSeq, a predicted model, not a curated record
AUGGCCCAAACACCCACCCAAAGGCGAGCCAACCAAAAGUUCGCCAAGGAGAACGAGGCGCGCAUGGGCAAGAACAUCGAGCAGAUCAAGAAGAAGGUCCCCAAGGAGCAGCUCAAGUCGCCAAUCAGCCCCGUGUGGUUGGGCGUCCUAGGCUUCAUCAUCUUUGGCGGUCUCGUCUUUGAGGCGCUGAGCCGUAUCUUUGGCCGGUAA